AUGCCCGGGUGGGUGCGGGUUCUGCCAGGGCUCGGUGCGGGCAAUGCCCGGGCUCGGUGCGGGUUCUGCCCGGGUGCGGGCAAUGCCCGGGUGGGUGCGGGCAAUGCUCGGGCACGGUGCGGGCUCUGCCCGGGUGCGGGAGGUCCCGGUGUCCCCGGAUCCCGCCCUGGAAAAGAUUCCGAGCCGUUCCGCUUUGCUCGCUUUUAUUACCUGAGGGAACCUGACAGAACUCGUAAAGACACAAUUGCUGUAGAGCGUCCGCCGGCCGGCUCGGCUGCCGCAGAGAAACCCAACGCGAACGUCCCGCUGCGUGGAGGCGAGCGGCGCUUCCUCGUCGUGCUGAGCGCUAUCGGCGUGUCGCGACAUCUACGGAGCGGAAAGAAACGUGCGAGAUCUACAGGAGGUGAGAACACGGGAAAGAAAGAACAUCACCGCUGGCUGGACACCGACAGUCCCGGCAGGGAGCUGGCACCGGCCCCCGAACCGUCCCCCCGACAAGGCAAAUCCUACAGGUCCCAGAGGUCCAGGUCAAAGAGCAGGACCAGGAGGUCGCGGCAGCGCUCCUACAGCCGCAGCAGCGAGAGGUCCGGGCACAGGAGAACCCCCAGCGGGUCCCGGGAGCGCCGCAAGGCCAGGGACAAGGACAAGGACAAAGCCAAGGACAAGGGCAAAGGGAAGGAGAAGGAGCUGCAUGGCACCAAGGCUGGGGACUCUGCAAACAUCAAAGCUGGAUUAGAACAUCUGACCCCUGCUGAACAGGCCAAAGCCAGGCUGCAGCUGGUUCUGGAGGCAGCUGCCAAAGCAGACGAAGCGUUGAAGGCCAAGGAAAGAAGUGAGGAGGAAGCCAAGAGAAGAAAGGAAGAAGACCAAGCCACCCUCCUGGACCAGGUGAAGCGAGUGAAGGAGAUCGAAGCCAUCGAGAGCGACGCCUUCGUCCCGCAGACCUUCAGGUCCAGCAAAGAAGUCAAAAAGUCAGCAGAACCUCCUGAGCUCCAGCAGGAGCCUGUGAAUGUGGGAGCAGGAGCCACUGAGGCAGCUGCUGCUGAGAAAGAGCCCCCAGCUGCCAGCAUUCCCACUGCCAUCAAGUACCAGGAUGACAAUUCCUUGGCACAUCCAAAUCUGUUCAUGGAGAAGGCAGAGGCUGAGGAGAAGUGGUUCCAGAGGCUGGUGGCUCUGCGCCAGGAGAGGCUGAUGGGGAGCCCCGUGGCCUGACAGCCCCAGGACCAUCCCAGCCCCUUCCCAUGCUUGGGAACUCCACACUCAGCUCUUCUUCUUGUCUCUUGGAGGAGAUGUGAGUGAGCUGGGCAGGCAGGGAGGGUUUCACCUGGAUAACCAGGAAUCUUCUGUCCUGCUCCACCUGGAGAAUCAAGAAUGUCCUGUCCUGCUCCAUCUGGGUAACUGGGAAUCUUCUGUCCUGGUUCCCUGGAUAACUGGGAAUCUUCUCUCCUGGUUCCCCUGGAUAACCAGGGAUGUCCUGCCCUGGUUCCCCUGGAUAACCAGGGAUGUUCUCUCCUGGUUCCCCUGGAUAACAGGGAUGUCCUGCCCUGGUUCUCUCCAAGCUCAGUGCUGGAGAGGGGCAGGGCAGCACAGCCAGGGGCAUUUCCUUUUUUUUGGAGGGAAUUCCUCAGGUGAAGAGCACCUGGCAGCCCAUGAAAUACCAUUUUAUCCCUCCCAGUGAAAUACCAUUUUAUCCCUCCCAGUGAAAUUCCAUUUUAUCCCUCCCAACCCAGAAAAUUUCCCAGAGGCAGGCAGGAGUUGGGAGCUGGGAGCUGGGCCAGGGAGGGAUGGGUGGAUCCAUCCCAGGCCUCUCCAUGGCUGCAGAGGAUCCAGGCUCCAUCCCUGCCAUCCCCUCCUCCUGGGCAGGCUCCUGGCUGAGGGAAUCUCUCCCUGGAUGUGCUCAUCCCUCUGCUCCCACUUCCUCACUCUGGGGGGAAAUGCUCCACCUUUCCUUCAGCAUCUGCCACUCCUGCAGCUCCAGAUGGGGAAUUUUGUCAACCUCAUCACUGCUGGAAUUACCAAAUGAUGGAAUUACCACAGACCUGCUUCUGUGCAGGGGCUGCUCCCAGCCCAUGGAGUUCCCUUGGGCCUGGUGGGACUUUGAAAUAAUCUAAGUUUAGUCUGAACAUCUGAAUUUAGCCUGGACAAACUUCCACAAAAAUCUGCCCAUCAUCCAUCUAAGUGCAGGAAAUCAACCAAAUCACAUCACUAAAAGACAAAAGUGUUUCUUCAGCAAAGCUGGGAGGAAAUUGUCACAUCAGGAGAGGAGAAAACUGGGCCCCACCUCUGGGUGUGCUCCCUGGAACUGCCCUGCACCAGCAUUCCCUUGGGAAGCUGCUUUUGGCUUCUUCCUCCUGGUUCUCAGGUCUGUGGUGAUAACAAAUGGAGGCUGACUCUGCAGAUGGACUUUGGUUGUUUUAUUUUUUAUUUUAGAUCCUGGAUGUAAAAGGAAAAGGUAUUGGAUUUGCAUUCUGACAUUUUUACUUCCUUUAUGAAGUGUUAGUUUGACUUUAUCCUGCAUCAAAAUAUUCCAAGACCUUGUCUGCAGGAAAAAAUGGGAUAAAUUUGUUUCCCUUCUUUCAUUUCAGCAUUUUUAAAUGGUAAUAUUUGUCAGUGCUGCAAUUUCUCAUCACCUUUUAUGUUUCUUUCAUAGAAAAUAAAAACUGUUUGAUGUCCAUGGAA
Serinus canaria (Common canary) is the source of this 2679-nucleotide messenger RNA. RefSeq names its product arginine and serine rich coiled-coil 1 (gene RSRC1). The transcript is spliced from 10 exons. Lineage: Eukaryota; Metazoa; Chordata; Aves; Passeriformes; Fringillidae. Gene Ontology annotation, biological process: alternative mRNA splicing, via spliceosome. Bases 1 to 1212 code for a protein of 403 amino acids. The record is from RefSeq and is a predicted model, not a curated record. Gene Ontology annotation, cellular component: nucleus; cytoplasm.